AUGCAAGGUUUAUUGCCCUAGGAAAAUAUAUUAGAAUAAGUAAAUGCUUCUUUGAGACAAAUAGAAGGAAUUUUAUUGAUAACUAAUGUUAGAAUUCUAUGGAAGAGAGUUGGAGAUAGCUUAUUCCAAUUCAAUGAAAAUAGACUUCAUGUUAAGGGAGUAUUAAGAGCAUAGGAUAACAAAAAGUAGGAUAGGUGGGUUCUCAGAAUUGAGAUCAAAGGAAAAUCAUAAGCUUUUAACUUUGGUUUUGAAGGCAUUAACUCAGGAGUUAUAUCAGAUAGAAUACAGCAACUACUCUAAAGCAAUGCUGACUCUGAGUCAGCUUAAUUGAACUCAGUAGGAACAGAAACAAUACAAAAAAUAAUAAACUUAAACAAAAAUGAUUACCUUAAAGAUACAUUUGACGAAUUUGUAGUAUAAAAGAACUUAAUGACUGAAUAAGAGUUCUGGUCUUCUGCUAGCGCCAAUGAUAAAGCAGUUUAUGGAAUCAAGGAUAAUAAAAUAGAAUCGACAGAUUUUAUUUAAGCUGGCAUUUCAAACAAGCCAUUUUUAUUAAUGCCAAGAUAAAACUUCACGACCUAAAAAACUGAAUUCAGCCUUGAGGAAAAUGAUUGUAAAAGAUUACUGAAAGAAUUUUCUGAGUUAGCUUCGGCUUACGAAGCUCGAGUGCCAUUGCGAUGCUCUGAAAAAGAAUUUUGGAAUGAAUUCUUAAGCAAAAAUUUUCAAUACAAAAGCUAAAUAUUUGGAGGAAACAAUCCUAUUUUUGUACCCUUUAGCACAGACAUAAAUAGUUAUGAGGACUUGUAUAUUCACAAUCCUAGAUAACUCUUAUAGUAAUAAGUGAAGUCAGAGGAAGUAAAAGAGACAGCUAAAUCCUUAGAUGUCAAUUAUCUUAAGAAUAUAGAAUUCGACUAAAAACCCUCUGGCUAUGGCACUUUUUAGAAUCAGUAGGAGAUUGACAAUUUAAAUACCAUAAUAGAGAAGAUAGGCGGGGAUAUUUAGACCUAGAAGGACAAAAAUAUAGAAUAUGAAAUCCAAGCGAGAAAAAUCAUUAACAAGUACAAUUAAAAUUCUAAUAGAAUCAUCCAAGGUAGUCGACAUGAAAGGAAAAUUGAAAAGAAAGAUGAUGAGUAACUAAUGCUUGAAAAAGAAAAACUUCUUGAGGAGCAUUAAAUGAUUUAAACCCCACAAAGUCAUAGUAGACCUUAAGUGUCUUAGUCCCAAUGCUACACAGUAAAUGAAUUUAAAAAUAUAGCAGCAGGUUUCGCAUAAAACCUUAUCAAAAUAUAAAUUCAAAACCAGACCAAUAAGAUUUAAAUGCCUGUGAAUUCGGCAGAAAACUUCAGAGAGUUUCAUAAAAAGUUAAUGUCAACUCUUAAUGAUAGCAUAAAAUUAAUUGAUCUCCAAUAUGAUUUAGAUGCUGUUAAGAAGAAGAUUCCGCCGCAUAUUUAGGAAAGACUUCUAUACUACUAUAAAAAGUUUAAUGUUCUUUUUAAGCACUGCUAUAUUCAAAUGGAAAAAGCAUCAGAAAAUCCUAUGGUUAGUGAAAGGCUUUAAGAACUUGCCUUAGUUAUUAAGGAGGAAAGUGAAGGUCUAAAAGCUUUUACUGGUUAGGAAUAGCUAAGAAGGUAUACGAAUUUAUUCAAUAGAUUAAAGGAAAUGUAUAAUAGACUUAAUAAUCAUUAUGUGCAUUUUUAGACAAGCAGACAAAGAUUAAAUAAUUCAAUUUGA
Molecule: messenger RNA, 1731 nt
Organism: Stylonychia lemnae
Lineage: Eukaryota; Ciliophora; Spirotrichea; Sporadotrichida; Oxytrichidae
Source: the annotation of a GenBank genome assembly